Molecule: messenger RNA, 1190 nt
Organism: Populus nigra (black poplar)
Lineage: Eukaryota; Viridiplantae; Streptophyta; Magnoliopsida; Malpighiales; Salicaceae
Product: zinc-finger homeodomain protein 2-like
Exons: 1
Coding region: 242-1084 (280 amino acids)
Biological process (GO): regulation of developmental process; regulation of DNA-templated transcription
Cellular component (GO): nucleus
Molecular function (GO): transcription cis-regulatory region binding; DNA-binding transcription factor activity
Source: RefSeq, a predicted model, not a curated record
CUCAUUUUGUGAUGCCUGUCUUAAAUUCAUUUCACGCUAUCUUCCACGGCCAUGAUUAUUACAAGUUGACAAAAAACCAUCAACGUAACAUUCCCAAUUUCCCAUUCUUCCAUCUCCUUCAACAAAACCUUAAGCUAGCCUUCUGCUUCUCCUAAAUCCACCCUUUACCAUAACCCCAUCUCCUUAACCCAGCAAGCAAAAAGAAAAAACACCAUUACAGCUCUCUUUCCCUCUUUCCAAAAUGGACCUGAGUGUUGUACCCUACCAACAACAACACCACCACAAAUCUGAAACUGUCCAUGACCAAGAUGUCGACAUAGUACUCCACACCAAACCUAUCACCACCAUGAUCUCCAACCCCAAAGCUACUAAAGACCCUUGCAAAAACGUUGUCAAGUACAAAGAAUGCAUGAGGAACCACGCUGCUUCCAUUGGUGGCCAUGCCAAUGACGGUUGCGGUGAGUUCAUGCCACGUGGUGAUGAUGGCACUCGUGAUUGGCUCACUUGCGCUGCCUGCGGUUGUCACCGUAACUUCCAUAGAAGGGAAAGUAGUACCAAAAGACAGCACCAACAACAACUCCUCCUCUCUCCACCACCACUACAACCACAUCAAUUUCUCUUGUAUGGUGCGCCCACUACUAAAAACAUGAACCCGGUUCAUGAUUUCAUGUCGCGCCCUCAUGACGAAGAUGACGAUGAUGACGGUCUUGAUGAUCUUGAUAAUGAUCGACGGUCAGAGACGCCUGAGAGAGGUGAGGUGAAUGUGGUGGGGUCAGGAGGGAAAGGGUUUAUGGUGAAGAGUACUUCUGGCAGCAGUAACAAGAGGUUUAGGACAAAGUUCACGCAGGAACAAAAAGAGAGGAUGUUGGAGUUUGCUGAGAAGAUAGGGUGGAGAAUACAAAAACAUGAUGACAUGGCUCUUAAUCAGUUUUGUAACGAAAUCGGUAUCAAAAGAAACGUGCUAAAGGUUUGGAUGCAUAAUAACAAGAAUGCCCACCGCCGUAGAGAUGGUGUUCCACCAGUGUCUGCCGAGGCCCCUCCUCCUCUUCCGCCUUCAGCUCCGCCUCAGCCUGUUGGAGUCUAGUAAUUAUUAUUGUUCCACUUUGAUCUUUAAUUCCUUCCAGUGGUCUCUUUCCUAUUCUCUUUUUAAGACCUAAUUAAUUAUCACUACUAUUUUUUUUCUUUAUUCA